ACUUCCAAACUCAGGUGUUUCCAACCUAUUAGAAUACGUGGACAAAAUCUGAGGCAAAUCUAGCUUACUUCUGUCAGCCCCAUCAACACUUGGAGCACAGCUCUCCCCUGGGUCUCUGCAUAGGGUGCUUCUCUGCUAAGGUUACACAAGGUCUGAGCCAGAAGAGACUCAGAGUACGGAGCAGAGCCGCAGAGCCAUGAAUAUUAUCUUGGAUCUCCUCCUGCUUCUGCUCACCAUCAUCUACUCCUACUUGGAGGCAUUGGUGAAGGUUUUCUUUCCCCGAAAGAGAAAGUCUGUGGCUGGAGAGAUCGUUCUCAUUACAGGAGCGGGGCAUGGAAUAGGCAGGUGGACUGCCUACGAAUUUGCAAAACAGAAGAGCAGACUGGUUUUGUGGGAUAUUAAUAAGCACGGUGUCGAGGAAACGGCAGCCGAAUGCAGAAAACUGGGAGCCACUGUGCAUACAUUUGUGGUGGACUGCGGUAACCGCGAAGACAUUUAUAACUCUGUAAAGCAGGUGAAGAAAGAAGUGGGAGAUGUAACCAUCCUGGUGAAUAAUGCUGGGACAGUAUAUCCAGCUGACCUUCUUAGUACCAAGGAUGAAGAGAUUACCAAAACCUUUGAGAUCAACAUCCUAGGACAUUUUUGGAUCACAAAAGCACUUCUUCCAUCCAUGAUAAAGAGAAAUCAUGGCCACAUUGUCACAGUGGCUUCAGUGUGUGGCCAUGGAGUGAUUCCUUAUCUUAUUCCAUAUUGUUCCAGCAAAUUUGCUGCUGUUGGCUUCCACAGAGCUCUGACAUUAGAACUGCAAACCUUGGGAAUAACUGGGAUCAAAACCUCGUGUCUCUGCCCAGUUUUUGUGAACACUGGGUUCACCAAAAACCCAAGCACAAGACUGUGGCCUAUUUUGGAGACAGAUACAGUUGCAAGAAGCUUGAUAGAUGGAAUUCUUACCAAUAAGAAGAUGAUUUUCGUUCCAUCAUAUUACAAUAUCUAUUUAAUACUAGACAAAUUUCUUCCUGAACGUGCCUUGGCAGCUAUAAAUCAUUUACAGAACAUUCAAUUUGAAGCAGUGAUUGGCCACAAAACCAGAAUGAAAUGAAUAAUUAAUGUCCCACCAGAGAUGUAUGCACCUUAAUGAUGUAAAUCUAAGUUUAGGAUCAAUGCUUCAAAGCUUUACUUCACAUUUUUCAAUACUGUUAAUACUAAAAAACAUUGGUUUAACAUUAGCAGCAAAUGAACAAGACUAAUUACCUUUCUCAAGAAUAUUAAUGUAGUUUUAACAGUCACAUCCAUUUUUCAUUCCAUGCCUCUUAAAACUUCUGUGGUUACAUAAACAUAUUCAAAAGGCCACUUUUCUUUAAGACAUUUUAUUUCUUUUCUUUCUGCUUAGAGGAGAACAAAGCUACCUCCCUGAGAAUAAAUACAAAAAGAAUUUAUUCCACAGGGAAGGUCGAAGGCCGAAGGCCUUGUCAACAGGUACAUGGUGUGAGCUAACAGUUAGAGAUGUUUAAGCAGGCAGCUAGGCUCCAAAGGACAAAGAGGUUACUUCUAUGAAAUCCAACAUUUGGAAGCUUUCUCUAGCUUCUCCCUUUUCAUUAGGCCAAAACCAUGCAGCAGUAUUCCGUAGUUUCUUGAUUCUGUCCUUUGUAUAGCUCUUAUAUCCAAAAAAGUGGACCCUCCAGACUUUCUGCCCUUUUUAUAACCUCUCAAAAUACUAUGACAUUACAAAAGGUGAACCUCUCUUGAAUCUCAGAAUAUCUGCAAUUUUAAACCCAUGAUAACCUCUUUCUUUGUAGCUUUUGCUUUCACAUAUCAUUGGUACCAGAGAUGUUGAGAGAGUUUUGAGUGUCAAAAAUGAAAGCUAACACAGAAAAAAGGAAUUAGGCUGUCUACCUAAUACUAGACAAUGGAUCUAAUAGAUGAAAAAGAGUGAUCUCUUUUUUUAAUAGAAAAAAUAAUCUGAUUCCUGCUACAUCAAGACUAAUCUUGUUUUUGUGGUUUUCUCCUAUAUCAUAGACUGCUUUCACAUCAACUUGCUGCUUGUUUUUAUUAAAAAUAAAUGAUUAAAAACAAAUCAUUAAUAAAAAUUUCUUAAAUGAUAAA
Canis lupus familiaris (dog) is the source of this 2103-nucleotide messenger RNA. RefSeq names its product hydroxysteroid 17-beta dehydrogenase 13 (gene HSD17B13). Gene Ontology annotation, cellular component: lipid droplet. Gene Ontology annotation, molecular function: oxidoreductase activity, acting on the CH-OH group of donors, NAD or NADP as acceptor. The transcript has 7 exons. NCBI's taxonomy places the organism in Eukaryota, Metazoa, Chordata, Mammalia, Carnivora, Canidae. The record is from RefSeq and is a predicted model, not a curated record. Bases 197 to 1099 code for a protein of 300 amino acids.